This is a messenger RNA of Schistosoma bovis, 3547 nucleotides long. The record is from the annotation of a GenBank genome assembly. Lineage: Eukaryota; Metazoa; Platyhelminthes; Trematoda; Strigeidida; Schistosomatidae.
AUUUUGUAAGUGUGCAUAUAGAUAUAUAUUUUUUCUUAUUGACAUGGUACUACUCAUUAUUAUGAACAAUAAAGGAAGUAUUCAGUGAAGCCAAGAGAAAAAAUUUUUUUUAUUUUCUAAAAUAUCUAAUCUUCUACAAACAUUUUACUUCUGGGAACUCUUUAUUUAAUAUUUUUUGUUAUUUAGAAAGAAAUUAUUUAUUUAUUCAGCUUGACGACUAAACAUGUAUUGCAUUACGUGAACAUAACAAUAAUAACGUUCAAUAUUGUAGUUGUGAAUAGAUUUAGUUUAAAAACUAUGAUAAAUGGAACAAUUACAAUGGAAUUACCUAACAACAAUAAUUAAUUAUCAUUUAAAAAAGAAAUCACACAAGUAACUUGAAUGAUUUUUAUAAAUAUGUUAUUAAAUUAACUAUAUCUUAUCAUAAAAAAACUAUUUAUAUUUAUGUAUAUACUACUUAUAUAAAAAUUACAAUAUCCAUUUUUAUAAAAUGAAUACAUUACAUUGGGCGAGUGGAGCAAAAGCUGCUAAUAUAGAUGGUACAAUGGGUGUUUAUGGUCAAUUGGACAAAUCAUAUGGUACACGACCUUAUAGUGGUAUGGUUGGUGCUGGUGGAGGUAGUACAGGUUUAUCUAAUCCAUCUAAUUUAUAUACUUAUACCGGUAGUAUAUUUUCUCAUAAUUCUACUAAUAUACCAUUAUGUUGUAGUUCAUCACAAGAUACAUAUACAAUAACACAACAAAAUCAUAAUCAAUUAGAUACAUCUGAUUAUACUAAAUUAUUAUCAUCAGGUACAAGUUUAAUUCAUACAAAUCAUAAUUCACCUAAUUUAUCUUAUUUACCAUAUAGUAUUUCAGAGACUAAAUUAAAUGAAAAAUUAUUACAUAAUAAUAUUAAUAAUUGGCAAAAAACAUUUAAUAAAAAUGAUUUAUCAUCAAUAAAUUCAUAUCAUCAAUUAGAUAAUACCAUAGCAACUACUCCCUUAGCAACUAAUAAAUGCCAUUUAAAUACAGUUACUAACGAUAAUAAUAAUAAUAAUAUACAAUUAAAUCAUAUAAAACAUAAUUUAAAUCAUCAUAAAAUCAAUCAUGAUAAUCAACGUAUUAUAUUAAAUAUAUCUGGUUUACGUUAUGAAACCCAAUUUAGUACAUUAAAUAAAUUUCCUAAUACAUUAUUAGGUAAUCCAAAAAAAUUAGAUCAAUAUUAUGAUUCAUUAAGAAAUGAAUAUUUUUUUGAUCGUAAUCGUCCUAGUUUCGAUGCAAUAUUAUAUUAUUAUCAAAGUGGUGGUCGAUUACGUCGUCCAGUGAAUGUACCCAUUGAUGUAUUUACUGAAGAAAUUAAUUUUUAUGAAUUAGAUGAAGAUGCCAUUGAAAAAUAUCGUGAUGAUGAAGGUUUUAUACGUGAAGAUGUGAAAAUUUUACCAAAUAAUAAAUUACAACGUAAAUUAUGGUUAUUAUUUGAAUAUCCUGAAAGUUCUAUAUCAGCACGUUGUAUUGCAAUUUGUUCUAUAUUUGUUAUUAUAUUAUCAAUUAUUAUCUUUUGUAUUGAAACAUUACCAUCAUUUAAACAUUAUAAAUUUGUGAAUUUAUCUUCAUAUCAUAUACCAAUCUCACCAUCAUCAUCAUCCCCAUCAUCAUCGCCAUCAUUACCACCAUCAUUGUCAUCAUUAUCAUCAUUAUUCUUAAUAUCCAAUCAAAAUAUCAAUACUAUUGAUUUAAUGAAAAAUCAUUCAAUCAAUAUAAAUCGAUCAAUAAAUGAUUAUAAUUUAUCAAUAAAAACAACAGAUGAUUUAUAUUUAUCAUUUAUUGAUUGUUAUUAUCAUUAUGAUCCAAUGAAAUGUUUAUUAAUUAUAGAAGAUGAUAUCCCUACUGUUAUAGAUCCAUUUUUUUUAAUUGAAACCAUUUGUAUUAUAUGGUUUACAUUUGAAUUAUUAAUACGUUUUAUUUCAUCGCCUCAAAAAAUUGCAUUUUUUAAAAAUAUUAUGAAUUUUAUUGAUAUAGUUGCAAUUAUACCAUAUUUUAUAACAGUUGGUACAAUGGUUGCUGAUGAAAGUAAAAGUCAAAAUCAAGCUAUGUCAUUAGCUAUAUUAAGAGUAAUACGUCUUGUACGUGUAUUUCGUAUAUUUAAAUUAUCAAGACAUUCAAAAGGUUUACAAAUACUUGGUCAAACAUUAAAAGCAAGUACACGUGAAUUAGGUUUAUUAGUAUUUUUUUUAUUAAUAUGUGUUAUAUUAUUUUCAUCCGCGGUUUAUUUUGCUGAAGUUGAUUCAGAUAGAACAUAUUUUCGUAGUAUACCAGAUGCAUUUUGGUGGGCUGUAGUUACUAUGACAACAGUUGGUUAUGGUGAUAUGAGACCUGUAACAAUGUGGGGUAAACUUGUUGGAUCAUUAUGUGCUAUUGCCGGUGUAUUAACUAUUGCAUUACCAGUACCUGUGAUUGUUUCAAAUUUCAAUUAUUUUUAUCAUAGAGAAACUGAAACUGAAGAUAAACAAACAUUUAUACAUGUUCAAUCAUGUACAAGUUAUGCUAAUUUAAGUUUAAGUAGUUUAAAUUCUAAUAAUAAAUGUGAUACAGGAUCAAUGAUAAAUGAACAACGGAAACAAUAUAAACCAAUCGAUACUGAAAUAAAGAAUGAUCAACUUAUUGAUAUGAAGCAUCAAAAACGAUCUAAAUCAUUGGCAAGUUGGCCGAAUAUACACCAGGAAGAUAAUUAUCUAGCCAAACGGAAUGAACAUAGAUCAUCAUUUAAAGAAAGUAAUGAGUAUGAUGAUAUUUUAUUGUCAAAAUCAACAAUUCAUCCCCCACAAUCUUUUAAUAUAUUGAGUAAUGAGACCACUGGUACAUUCGUUAAAUCAAUGACUAAUGAAGAUACUAAUGAUACAAAAAUAACAAAUGAUUUCGGUUCUCCUCAACCUAUUCAAAUCUAUUCAAGUAUUCAAGAAGAAAUGAGUGCACCAAAUUUAAACAAAAAAGAUGUAAGUUCAACGCCAUACAUCAGUAAAAUUACUCGAAGUUUAUCUCUCCCUCUUUGUAUUAGAACAGAGGGAGAAAAUGUACCAAAAUGCACCCAAUCAUUUAAAGUUAGUGGAAACCUUAAAGGGAGAUUAUUAAGUUGCCUACAUGAAACAAUUAAUGAAUCUUGUGAAAGUCAAAUUGUGGACUCUAAUAACAAUCAAUAUUUACCUGUAAGAUAUUACUUAGAAGAAAAUAUUGAUAAUCAUCAAAAUGAUCAACAAGAUACGUAUGAUAAUAACGAAAAUAGUACAGAUAUGGAAAGAAAUGAAGUUGAAAUAUCAGAGAAGUUAUUCUCUGAACAAAAUCAACCGGUACUUAAAAUUACAGAUGAUAUUACAAUAUCAACUUCACAUGUACAACCAUCAGAUGAUAAAAUAUGCCUUAAUUCACCAGCUCACUUUGUUUCCAGCCAUGACUGCAUCAAGAAACAUGUAAGUAGCAGUGGUAAUGAAACUGAGAAAACGAAAAAAUCUAAAGCUUUCCCUUCUAAACAACAACACUCAUUUAAUAAAACUAUUGAAACGGAUGUCUGA